AUGCCCUCUUGCGGAGGGCUGUGCUGUCGCAGGCUUUCCUGCUCUUCACGAAGUCGGAUUCUGUCCUUCCUGCCUUGGCGAGGCCUGCAGCCGGCCGACGAGACUGCAUGUCUGGCCGUUUCAAUUGGUAAUUGCAUCUCGCCUUUCGGGAACGUUGUUAUGGGUGAAUGUGUACUCUCUGGUGGCGUCACUGUUUACUCUGUGGCUCCCGGAAUCAUGAGAUGGACUGUUUGGUCGAAUAAGCCCAAUGCAUGCUUUCUCUUCCGCGUCUUAGCCACCCUCCUCCUCGCCUACACCAGCCACGGCUACAUGCUGCAUGUGCGUGUCUGCGUGUCUGUACCUGCUGCGUCUGCGCACGUGCUGCCGGUUGCGGCACAUGCGUCAAUUGUGAGCUCAGUUGCUGUGGUGCCAGUGCCGCCCUUUGACGCCGGGCCAUCUGACGACGGCGUCGCUGGUGCAUGA
Messenger RNA from Protopolystoma xenopodis, 462 nucleotides. The record is from the annotation of a GenBank genome assembly. NCBI's taxonomy places the organism in Eukaryota, Metazoa, Platyhelminthes, Monogenea, Polystomatidea, Polystomatidae.